CCAGAGGCUCCCUGGCCCGAGCGCACUCGUCGGCGCUUACUUCGACAUGCGGGCAGAACGCGCCUUGGUGUGGCUCUGCGUUCACCACCAUCCCACCAUCUGACCUCGCUGCUACACCCACAAUUUCCCUCUUCGCUCGGCUUCGAUCUGCCCAGAUUCAUGCUCAUCUACCGCCCUCACGUCGCCACCUCACCAACGACUCGCAUCCGCCCUCGGUGUCCCUACCCAAGACGUGCGCUGCCCGAGGACUUGUGCCGCACGAAUCGCGAUGCACUUCAAGCCGCGCGACAUCAUGCGAGUGAAAAUCGCGGAUAGGGGAGGGCGAUACUGGAAGUCGCCAUCAGAGAAGGGCGAGAGGGCAUCGAGCUCAGCUCGCUCGCAGGACCUCGAGAGAAGGAUUUUGCCCUCUCCACUGCCCCUCGAUCGCCAUCCCGGUGUCCUCGUCCCGGCGACCCAACCUCCUCUGGCCUGGUGCGAGACGCAUGCUUCGGCUAGGCCGGGUGACCGCGUUCGCUGCUCGCCAAGGGAGGCUGUGUCCUGCCACGAGGACACUGGCAUUGCUAUCUCGGGCACCCACAUAAGACUGUCCUUUGCGGCCGAGAAGACGACGCGGGAGGCCAAACCAGGCGCGGCCAGUCUCUUCGCACGUCCCCCGGCUCUACGUCGUGGAGCCGCCCUCGUCAACAUAACCGGUACCUUCAAUAUCCUACGCAUCACCUCGCGCCGGCUCCCCCAUCAUCCUCACGUCCAAGCCGCGAGGCCAGGACACCCGACGCCACCUCGCUUGCGACCUCUAAAUGUGGAGUCUUACGACUCCCCGCCGCGCUCCCUUUCAACCACGAGAUUGUGGUCCCUCGCGCCCGGUUCAGGCUACGUGUCCCUCGGCUCUACGGCGCCCGCGAGAUCUGUGUUAUUCAGCCCGCCGAUCCAGAGCUUGGGUGCCACACGCGAGAACCACUCUGGGCUGAACUCGCUCGGGUCCGGCGUGAAAAAGGUGUUCAAGUUCCACAGCCCCACGCGCGGCGGCGCGGGCUGCCAGUGCUACCAGCGCACGCGCACAGCGAACCCGGCGGGGUGGUCGAUCGGCGGCGGGGGCGGUGCACCGAGGAGCAGCGUGCAGAACGCGGCGAGCACGCAGCGGGGUGGCGGACGUGGACGCCCACGGCUCGCCGAGGUAGGAGUCGAGCAGGAAUCCACAUCGCUGGGGGCGGGUUGCUAUUCAGACGCGGCCAUUGGAGACGGUAUUGACUCUUGCAUCGUCGGCGCCCUCACCGACACCUCUCGCGCACGCUCUGGUCGACAGCCGCUCGACUGCAAGCUCUUCAACCCUGCCGACAAGCGCACGGAGAUCACGUACCGUGAGGAGUCGAUUGGCUGCCUCCAGCGCGUCAUCAAGGCUCUGCUCGCGCAACAAACCGAGGAGCACGAGAACAAGAGCGAGGCUGACGUGGAGAAGUUCGCCGCGCGUAGUCUGCGCGCGCUCGCUGUCCCCUACGAGGAGGUUGAGGGUGAUUACAUUGAGGGGACAACGAUCAGCGACACCAUCAUGAUGCUUCUCGGCGUCCAGCUCAAGAUGGUCACCGGCGACGAGCUUCCCAUUGCCAAGGAUAUCGGCCAUCGUUUCAAGCUCAGGGACUACGUGUAUCCAGCUAAGCUGCUCGAGGAUGAUCCCGAGGCCGGUGGCAUGCAUGCGUCACUCGACGAGAUCAUCCGACG
Fomitopsis serialis is the source of this 1716-nucleotide messenger RNA. RefSeq lists its product as uncharacterized. Lineage: Eukaryota; Fungi; Basidiomycota; Agaricomycetes; Polyporales; Fomitopsidaceae. Gene Ontology annotation, molecular function: nucleotide binding; P-type proton-exporting transporter activity. Gene Ontology annotation, biological process: regulation of intracellular pH; proton transmembrane transport. Gene Ontology annotation, cellular component: plasma membrane. The annotation marks the transcript as partial. The record is from RefSeq and is a predicted model, not a curated record. The transcript has 9 exons.